Messenger RNA from Trichophyton rubrum CBS 118892, 672 nucleotides. RefSeq lists its product as uncharacterized. NCBI's taxonomy places the organism in Eukaryota, Fungi, Ascomycota, Eurotiomycetes, Onygenales, Arthrodermataceae. The record is from RefSeq and is a predicted model, not a curated record. The transcript has a single exon. Bases 1 to 672 code for a protein of 223 amino acids.
AUGGCGGACAGCAACGCCCGCUUCUUCCGAUGCCCCGAGAAUCAAUCGUACACUUUCUAUCCAGUGCCACCUGCCCGAGUAAAGACCCUGCGACGGCCAGCAUCUCUUUCUAGUUGCAACACUAGUGUGACUAUCGUCGAUACCGAGCCCAAUAACGAUUCUCUACUAGAAGAGUACACCAGCAAGCUUAUCGAACGGCUUGAAGCAUGGGACAGAGUCCAGAAAGCGAAUACAGCCCAGAAUCUUACCACCCAAUCCGCCCGAAUUAACUUCUUGGAGGAAGCACUCCAGGCUGAAGUACGCCGCAACAAAGCCCUCAAAGUACACCUAGCUAGGCAGGGGCGCCAGAUCAAAACAUUACAGCAAACUAUUAAAGACUUAGAGCGUGAUCGCAAGGAUUCCACUGAUACUACCACGAGGUUGGUGCAAAAACUAGAGCGGGAGGUGGAGAUCUUAAUUCAAAAUCUGUCUGAAACUACAUUUCUCAACAAUACGCUCAAGAAUCAGAAUAAGAAUCUACAGGAGGUGAAUCGGCAGACUUUUCUCAGAGUGGGUGAACAUAAGAACCUCUUAGAGGCCUUAUGUGUUAAGUUGAAUGUUGAUGUAAAUAAAAUUAUGCGUGAUGUUGUGAAGGACCAAGGCAUAAGCCUUCCAGCGGGUUGGAAGAAAUAA